Molecule: messenger RNA, 1229 nt
Organism: Marchantia polymorpha subsp. ruderalis
Lineage: Eukaryota; Viridiplantae; Streptophyta; Marchantiopsida; Marchantiales; Marchantiaceae
Source: the annotation of a GenBank genome assembly
AGACUUUGAAGGAAAAACCCAAAAGAAGCCGCCGAUCCCUCUAGGGAGAGAAGGCUUCAUUCGUCAUGCUGAAUUGGUUGUGGUGAUGAAGGACACUCCUAUACUAACUCCAGCACUUUCCUGUACCUACGAUCCUUCGUUCGUGCCGCUUCCGUCUCUCACUGCAAUAUAAGGCUUCAUCAUUCUGAGAUGGGCCAGCUUCAAGUUCUUUCCAUCUCUCUUGCUUUACUCAAGGAGAUCACAUACCCCUGCUUCUAUUUCACAUAGUAUAUCUUGUUGUGCGUGGGUGCGCAAGAUCUACAUAGCCACAAUUUGCGCAUUUUGUCCUCCAACUCAGACUGAGGUUUCGUUCUCUGCGUCUCUAUUGAUAUUGGUCGACCUGCAGCGAUGACUCUCAUGAAGCAAGGUAUGCAGGUCGAGGUGGAGUUGCGCGUCCCACUACAAAAGCUGUGGGAAGCACUGAAGAAUCUGAACCUACUGGCUUCAAAGAUCGCUCCCAACUUGACUCAUCAGAUUCUUGAGGGUGAUGGUGGCGUGGGAACUGUGAAUCUGAUACAGUUUGGUGACGGAAGGUACGAGAAGGAGCUGGUGGACAUGAUCGAUGAAAGAACCCACACGCUGGUUGCAACUGUGAUGACGGGAGGGAUGGACGUCAAGUAUAAUCAAUACAAGAAAACGGUAGCUCUGUCUCCAGCUCGCAACGGUGCCACAACUAUCGCAUGCUGGCGUGCAGAGUACGCCCCCGUCGCGGAGUCUACUCCUUCCGGGUUGUCACGAGAUAACGCACUCUCUUUUUUCAAAGCGCUGGAGUCAUUUCUCAACACAACGAGGAAUCCUUACGCUUAGACUUGUAAUUUGUUCUCCAGCUAUCAUGACACUAGUGUCUCACAUUCGUGGCGCUGAAUCGAUUUGGAAAGUGGAUGUCACGACGGCGAAUACUCCUACUAUUCACAAGCGUUUACUGAUAUAUGUACCAUUUUCCACAGAUUGUACAAUAUAUACUACACCGUGUCUCACGGUGGGUUAUUAAACCUCCUGUCGACCGUACAGUAUGGAUCCUGAAAUUAUUUUGGUUGACUCUGACACCGAUGAGUAACUGUGAUAAAGCGGGUCACACGAUGGCUGAUGGGAGAACCAUGUGUUGGUGAAAUUGAAACCUUUUAUCUGUAUCUGUCUGUUCUUUGAGCGUAUUUCGCUGCAACUGCAAUAAUUGUGCACCCUUGAACCGA